AUGGGGAAAAGAAAGACGCAGCUGGCCAGAAGAUCGUUCAGAAGGUCUUUGGCUGAACUACAUUUUCCAAUCUGUGUAGGAAAACUAUUUAACGUCAUCACUCACUGACACAUGCGCAAAAGGCUAGGGAUGAGGACGAGUAAGCAACAAGUAAAGCGAGAACAACAAGCAACGCAGCUAGCUACCAAGAAGAUGAGUGUGUGACCCAGACAGGGCCAAGAAAACACAGAUUUCGGACACCAUGAAUCCUGAAUAUGACUACCUGUUCAAGCUACUUCUGAUUGGUGAUUCAGGGGUGGGAAAGUCUUGCCUCCUGCUUCGAUUUGCGGAUGACACCUACACGGAAAGUUUCAUAAGCACCAUCGGCGUGGACUUCAAAAUCCGAACUAUUGAAUUGGACGGCAGGACCAUCAAACUACAGAUUUGGGACACUGCUGGUCAGGAGCGGUUUCGCACCAUCACCUCCAGCUAUUACAGAGGAGCCCAUGGUAUCAUCGUUGUCUAUGAUGUAACAGAUCAGGAGUCUUACAACAAUAUAAAGCAGUGGCUGCAGGAGAUUGGCCGCUAUGCCAGCGAGAAUGUCAACAAGCUGCUGGUGGGUAACAAGUGUGACCUCACCACCAAGAAGGUAGUAGACUACACGACAGCCAAGGAAUUUGCUGACUCCCUAUCCAUCCCCUUCCUGGAGACCAGUGCGAAGGAUGCAACUAACGUGGAGCAAUCCUUCAUGACCAUGGCGGCUGAGAUUAAGAAGCGCAUGGGGCCCGGGGCCACGGCAGGAGGAGAGAAGCACAACCUGAAGAUUGACAGCACUCCAGUGAGGCAGUCUGGGGGAGGAUGCUGUUAGGACGGUCCUGCCCUCUCCUCGCACCCCCAGAGGCCCAUGAGAAGAGUAAUAGUAUUGGGUUGAAGUUGGGGUACUUCUGACAGAACAGGAAAAUAUGGUGGUGGGAUCUUCAAGAACUGGCUGACAUUUUUUACCUCUUGACCAAUGCCCAUAAUUGAGUGAGUAAGAAAGUUUUGUGCUGAAGGAAUAGUCCCCCCCUCAACUUAAAAAAAAAAAAAAAUACAUUUCAAUGAUAUGCACAGAAGUGGAAAUAACUUAAUAAAACAAAUGUGAUCAGGCAUAACUGAUGAUUGUAACUAAUCCAGCACUUUCUGUCUCUCAUAAUAUGUAUCACAGAUUUUUUUUUUUUUAACACACACACAUAUAUAGUGUGAUUGAAAGAAAUCAUGGAUGUUACCACCAUGGUAUAUUGACCAUAAAUCAUUGGGCCCGUGCACACAAACAUGAUAUAGGGCUGCUGUUGAGGACAUGGUGAAGUCAAAACAGUUUUCGCAACCUGGGGACCACGUGGUGAAUGGAAACCUGCCAUCAUGGUGUUCACAUCUUUAAUGUCUGAUUUAAUCAUUGCUAUAUGAUACUAUUAUUACAUGGUGGUUUUAUUACUGUGAUGUUUGUUUGUUUUUUGAUUCUCUGUUUUCUAAUCUAGAAUGUGUAUAAUCAAUUAUGUUGUUGUUACCUAAUGAUUGAGUGCAUAACCAAAGGCUGACAGCGUUUGGUUCUUUCUGGAGUGGAAGCUGGCUAUAAACAGGAGGGAAUUAAGGCAUGUCCAA
This is a messenger RNA of Oncorhynchus tshawytscha (Chinook salmon), 1617 nucleotides long. RefSeq names its product ras-related protein Rab-1A. Gene Ontology annotation, molecular function: GTPase activity; GTP binding. The record is from RefSeq and is a predicted model, not a curated record. The transcript is spliced from 7 exons. Lineage: Eukaryota; Metazoa; Chordata; Actinopteri; Salmoniformes; Salmonidae. The coding region runs from base 242 to 847 and encodes 201 amino acids.